CUCCUCUCUGUUGUUUCCUGAAAUAAAAAUUUAUUGUCAGUUUAAAGGGGUUCAAAAUGUUAGACGUAUCGAAUGUCUCCAGACAGGAUUUGUUGUUUUGAGCCGUGGUCCCUUCGUGUAAGCGUCAGCCGCCUGUCGUUACAGUGCGUGGUAACGCUACGGUCUGCAAUGUCGGCAACAGAAAACCAGUGAUCAAGAGAACUGUCUGCAACGAAGCAGUCACAAACAGUUCAUCAGAAUUUAUUUAUUUAAACAACUAAGGAUGCCAGACAAAUUAGUCCAUCCCAUAAUAUUGUCCCACUUGAAUUUGUAAGGUGUGUGGGAGAAGGAAGAAAAUACCUGUGUUUUUCUGGUCUAUGCCUUUAAAGUACUCAUGACAGCAGAACUGUAGAUAUGACUCUUCUGCAUAGCAAACUGGUUACUCAUAGCUACGCUGUUGUAGAUAUGACUCUUCUGCGUAGCAAAUGAGUUUUAAAAAGGCAUCAUAAACCAAAAGGUAGUGAAAUAUUGAUCAUCAGUAACAAAUCUUCUCGUUCUCCAUGACAGGACAUUAUAAAUAAUUUUAUAAUAAAAAGGAGCUGUGUAUGUGCUGAUUUCUUUUUAAACAGAUCGAUAUUGUGAAGUCAGUAUACUUAGCCAAGAUGAAAUCUAAAUAUAGAUUGAAAGGGACAGUCUGUUUCGUAGCUGCCUUCAUGGUCCUGCAAGAGCUGAGAGGUUCCCAUGGGUCUAAAAGGAGAGAAAGGAGUUUUGUUCGGGUGAUAUUCACUGGCUGAUUUCUUCCGUACUGACACAUUACCUGAACGCGGUUAUGUUGUAAGUAACAUUUCAUUCCCCUGGUUUUUAUUUCCUUUUAGACUUGAUUGUUUCCUUCCUUCUGUGAGGAGUUUUCAGUGUGUUCUCUCACUGAGUUCUAAUUUUACCACAACAACUUAAGGAGAAAUUUAAAAGUCAAAAGGGGAAAAAAGUCUUCAAGCAAUGUUGAGGAACGGACAGAGUAACUCCAUAACCCAUAAAGUUUAGAUUCAUUUGUUCGGAAAAUGCUACUUCUGGUCAGUGACAGCGAUGUCUGUAUCCUCUCUCUGGCAUGUCAAUGGAAACAAACAAAUAAAUGUAGUGUAUAGACUUUGUUGAACUAAUAAUAAUGAUUAUCUCCACUGUGGUUACUUGCACAGUGAGGAAAGUAGUUUUAAAUAACGAAUGCAGAAACAUAUAAUUCAUCAUAUUAAUGAAUCAAAGGUACUCACAUUUAUUACCGCUCAAGUUGUUAAGAAGAGGCUUCCCUGAAGUUGCAGGGAGGUACUGAUCAAAAAACCCAGGAGAAACAACUGCUUUUUGGAAGCUAAAAAUAACCAAAAGCCUCUGCGCACAAGGUGGCAACAUUUAGCACGCCGUUGUUGAAAUACAGGGCUCUGUAAUGCUUGCAGCUGGCCAGGGACAUGCUUCUGGGGAGGCAGCAGCUCCAGCACUGGCGGGGAGGUGGCUCGCAGACCGUGCUGCCUGGCACCAUGUGACGUUCUAGGGGAACAACAGUGGGCACAGCCAUCCGUCCUGAAAUUACUGCUGCACACCUGAAAAGCAUACGCUAGGUUUGCAUCCCAUGAAGUGCUGAGUUAUGUUUGGCAGGAAAAUUUGAACUUGAGAGCUUUAAUAAAAUACUAAAUAGAUACAAUGGAGAAGCCUUCCUUGGAAAUUAACCUGCCCGAUACUCAUGAAGAAGGAAAACUUUAUGUAGUUGAUUCCUUAAAUAAUCUAAACAAACUAAAUGUUUGUCCAGAUGGAUCCCAACAUGCACCAGAUGAGGAAGAGAACACCGGUGGUACUGGAGAAAGCACGGGAGGGAGCAACAUAAGAAACCAGUGUUUAUUCUUCGUCACCUUUAUUCUUACUUUGAUCGUCAGUUUGGCACUUGUUUCAUUCGUAAUAUUCUUAAUAAUUCAAACUAGAAACAAGAUGGACCAAAUAUCAAGCAGAUUAAUAUCUGAAAAGAAGAACAUAGAAGAGCUUAAGAAAAUCAACAAUAUGAUAUUAAAGCAUCUAAAUCAAUCAGGAAUUAAAGAAAAGGGGAGAUACCUCUUCACACAGUCUCCUGAUCUUCAUGAUUAUCUCUUUACCCAAGCUGAGCUGAAAGUCCCUGGAGAAUAGAUCUUCUUUGGAAUGGAAUUCAGCAUAUUCCUGUACUCAGAUAUUUUCAUAUAUGGCCCACAGGUUACUUAAACAUUCUGAUAUGGUCACAGGAGCACUGGAAAAACCAUCUGAAUGAAAAAUAUUAGAAAAUAAUAUUUUAUCCUCUUUUAUGUGAAUAUAGAUUUUGAAACUAAGCCCAUAUGAUUUACAAUAAACAAUGGAUUGUCAACAAUUUUGGCAAGAGUUCCAGAUUCUCUAUGCAUUGUAAAUUGCAGGGUUAAGGGCUUAGUCUUACUUCAAAUGUAAGUGAAUUAUAACAGAAAACAGUGAUUUCUAUUCACAUGAUUCCAGCAUGACCUUGUUUGCUUAGUCAUUCUCCUGUUUCUUUGGAACAAGUUUUGUGUUUGCUUCUAUAUUACUUAUAUUGAAGGAUAACUUCAGAUUCCAUAACUUAUAAAUAAAUCCAGUUCUGCCAUGGA
Molecule: messenger RNA, 2603 nt
Organism: Phalacrocorax carbo (great cormorant)
Lineage: Eukaryota; Metazoa; Chordata; Aves; Suliformes; Phalacrocoracidae
Source: RefSeq, a predicted model, not a curated record